This is a messenger RNA of Aphanomyces invadans, 4412 nucleotides long. RefSeq lists its product as hypothetical. The coding region runs from base 134 to 2872 and encodes 912 amino acids. The record is from RefSeq and is a predicted model, not a curated record. NCBI's taxonomy places the organism in Eukaryota, Oomycota, Saprolegniomycetes, Saprolegniales, Verrucalvaceae. The transcript has 16 exons.
GCCAAACUUUGUCCGAGGAAGAGCGAGCCAUGACGACUCCGCACGAUCAGUGGGUAAAACUCCCCUCCAUGCGCGAUGCAGGAGCUACUUCGUUCAUCUUCGUCGAUCGUGGUCACUCACAAACCCUGUAGACAUGGUUCCUCGUCUUUGCGACGGUGUUUCUGUCGUUCUACAUCUUUACGAGCCCGUUUGUGGAAAACCGCGAGCUGUUGGAUCGUUGGACGCCGUACGUGUACUUUUCGAUGGGAUUGUACACGUGGCUGUUGUCUGCUGUGGCGGUGCACGUCCCGCUGACGAAGCUCGGCAUGAUGGACUACGACGUCAAGCAACCGGUGCAAUCUCGUCGAACGUCCGAUUCCUCCCGCCCCUGCUCACGUCGUGUCGAUCGCAGGUGUCGCUGUUUCUCCCGAUCUUCUUCAGUUCGAUCGCCAUCCUCGGGACGUUCCAGACUGUGUUGUACCUUCUCAAGCGUUGUGGCUUGGUCUCGCAACUGUCGAGUCUUUCAUGGAAUCGCCUCGUGUCGACCAUACUUCGCAACAGCGCGGCCGUGAGCGUGUCGUGCUGCAUCUUGAUCGUUCACUGCGAUGCCGACGAAGAGGACGCAAAUUUCCCCAAAACGUACAAUCGCCACGCCUGUGAGCAUGUGUUUGGAGUCGCGAGCUCGCGCAUCCCUGUGCCAGCCAGCUACCAAGGCGCGCUUUUCAUUUGGAUCACUGGGCUUACCCUUGCCAUGAUCAACUUUGUGUUUGAGCGGCUCGUGGGGUUCCAAGUCUUUUCGAUGCAAUGGCACCAUGACGCGGACGAUGAAGACGACGACGACGAAAACGCAAAGCAUGCAACCCUUCCGCCGGAACACGCUCUACCCAUGGUCCCUUGGUACUCGAUGUUUAUGUUCGACACGGGAUUCCAGCUCCUGAUUUCGCUCAAGAUCUUUCUCGGUCGAUUCGAUAAGCGCACCAUGCAAGCGGCGCUCCAUCCCAACUACAAGGACUACCUGUUUGACCAUUUGGCCGAGAAAGACGACGUCUGGUUUGACUUUAUGGCGGACUGCGGCGACGGGUUCAACAGCAGCUUCCAAAUUGCACGGAUGCUCGCCCAACCCCACUUGAAAGUGACCGUCCCGCUCACGAAUGCGACUUUUCCCCGCCACGACUCGGUCACAUUGCCGCGCGGCAAUUGCCUCGUUAUUGGAGGCGACCUGGCGUACCCCCACCCCGAUGCCGACUCGUACGAGUCUCGGUUUUGGCGCCCAUUCGAAUACGCGAUGAAACCUCCGACGUGGUACGAUCCGGCGGUCAUUUCGACCAAGAAGCCGACGCUUCCGCGGUCGUGCCAGUCGCUCAAAGAGUAUGCAGGGCCAACGUGCUUUGCCAUUCCAGGGAACCACGAUUGGUUUGACGGACUCAACACGUACAGCCGGUUUGUGUGCGAACGGGACUGGCUUGGUGGAUGGCACUUGCCCCAAAACACAAGUUUUUUUGCCCUCCAAUUGCCCCAUGGAUGGUGGGUGUUUGGGUGCGACCUCGCGCUCGAGGACGACAUCAACGUCGAGCAGUUUGCGUGCUUUGAAGCGAUCGUAGAGGCCCACAUCGGCCCCACGGAUCGAGUUAUCAUUGUCACACACGAACCUAGUUGGAUCUUGGAUGCGUACGAACACCGACGCAGUGAAGAGAAGCUGCAGUACCUCAUCACGACCAUCCUGGCCGGCCGCGUCGUCGUUCGGUUGGCAGGCGAUGUUCACAACUACACGCGCCACUCGCUCAUGGAGUACGACCAGCCACAAGAGGCACACCCGACGGGGACGGCGUCCGCGAACGCCAAACCUCGCUCGACGCCGUCGUUAUCGGUCAAGACGUCGGCGUCGAACGAAAACCUGACGUCCAUGUCGCCGUUUUCGCCCGUGGCCAAGCAUUUCCCCCACAUGAACAACGUCAAGCACCCGUCGCCUGUUAUGGACUCUUCGAAUCCAAUGCCGUCGAUAGCCACAGAAACCAAACCGGCGCCGGAAGCUCCCGCCCAUUUGAUCGUGUCGGGAGGUGGCGGCGCCUUCCUCCACCCGACCCACGUGCCGUCGGGCGACAACUUGGUCGCAUCGCAACGAUUGUACACGCGCGCGUCAUGCUAUCCGUCGGAAAAAGUGUGCCGACGCUAUGCUCUGCUCAAUAUUUUGGGGUUUCGCCGGCGCAACUGGCGCUUUGACAUUGUCGGCGGCCUGGGGUACUUUUUCCUCGCGUUUUCCAAAUUUCCGCGAUGCUCGGUUGGACAAAUCUACGAGAGCGCCGAGUGGACGACGGUGGCGUGGAAUUUCGUCGCCGACCUCUGGGCCGUGCACUACGAAGUGUUUACCACGUCCUACUUGAGUCUUGCGACGUAUGUUGGCCUUGGAAUCGGCCACUGGUUAUUUGCAGACUCGACUUCGCCCACCAAGCGCCUCGUGAUCAGCGUCGCCACGUCGUUGUGCCACAGCAUGGCCGCGUUCAGCGUCCUCAUCGCGUUCGAGUCGAUGUUUCAAGCUGCGUCCGAUGGCGGCGCGUUGGGCGGCGACGACGGCGUCGACGCGCUGUACAAAUACUACCAAAUCCACGUCCCCAACAUGGUGCAGCUGCGCUCGUACGACUACUUCAGCCUCAUCCCGCUCUACUCGACGUGUGUCAAGUACAUCUUGACAAUCUUUGAUGUGCCCCAAGCUGUCGCUGUCUACCGCACCGACGUGCGCGCGCCGCCCCAUCGAGAACGAAUCAUCACGUUGCAUGCAUGCUUGUGUAGAUUUGCCAAGCCGGGUUCGACUCGCUCACGCGCAGCGAAGUGUUGGCAUAUUACUGUUCAGUCUUUUUGUACUUUUGGGUCGCGGCGACGCCGUUGUCGGGGGUGAUCGUUGGAGUGUACUUGUACUUGGCCGUGAAUGUGUUUCACAGCCAUUACAAUGAAGCGUUUUCUGCGUUGCGCGUCGCGAGUUACAAAAACUUUCUUCGGCUACACAUCAAGUCGAACGGGGAUUUGGAGAUCUUUGCGCUUGGUGUGGACAAGAUGCCGACCAAGUGGAUUCGGUACACGUGUCGUUGGUCCGUGUGAUGUGCCGUCGUCUCAUGGGUGGUCGGUUGAGUCAGGGACCCGGACUGGAGCGGGGCGACCCAAGCUGAGAAGGUGUCGCCAUCAUACGAGUGGAAAGUGCCAAGCUACUGGAAGCCCAAGAUGAGUCGCGUCGAUAACAUUCUGCGCUUUGACAUGGAAGAAGAAACAUUCGAUCGAAAGUUCAACACGGACGAUCGGUCCCAAGUCAAGCUCGUCGACUACGUCGUGUACCACAAGGACGCGUAACAUCCGCGCUGUUGCUUUGUCGACCACAUGCGGUUCCAGCCAUUUCUGUGUACGCACCGAGCCACUGGCGCUGGAAAUACAAUCGGCACGAAAUUUGUGUACGCAACAACGUCUGCACGGCUCGAUCUUCGUGACUGGAUAUGGCGACGAUCUCGCCCGCGCUAGGUUGAUUCGCGCGGGCAUCGGACACCACCCAAAACGACUCGCAGAAACAUGAUCUAGCCGGUCGAAGUGGUUGUGAACGGAAGGGACGCCCAUGCGAUCGCGGCCUUGAGCGCGCCGUAUGCAGCAUCGAUGCCCAGGCCUAGGUAACUCGGUUGGUACUGUGGACUCGGGACUCGCAAGGCGGCAGGGGCCACUUUGGUUGAUCGGCGCUGCGAGUUGUCGCUUCGCCACCACAGCACCGAGUACGACAUCGACGCAGCUUCUCGUCCCGACGAUUGCGCUUCGAGUAUAACUCCUGCAUACCACGCGCCUUCGACUGCAAUCUCAACGGGAUCCCCGGCGGCAAACACAUGCGACUGCUGCCCUGCCUCUUCGUCAUCGCGUCGUUUGUCCAAGCUUGUGGCGGCGACGCCAAACGAGUUCGGGUGAAGGGCCCCCGAGCGUCGUCCGUCGCACGAGUCCAUUUGCAAACUUCCGCGCGGAGAUGCGUCCGUGAUUGCAGUCGAUGUGGGAAACGUGGCAAGGACUCCAGUCGACGCACCACCCCGGCGGUCUUGCGCCAGAGCGUGCUGCACAAGCGUCGUCCCGAGCAUCUCCGGGCGCUGCGACACCAUGCCAUCGACGAUGCCGCCCAUGUCUUCCAGCACAUUCCAAGCGACGCGGGCGCUGUCAACGUUGCUCACAAACACGCGAAGGCCACGUCGAUGGGCGUCGGCGGCAAAGGCGGCCGUCACGACCGCCGCGUCCACACACACGUGCGAUACGUGCAGCUGCUCCAGAUCUCUGCAAUACCCGAGAGGAAUCGACUGGCCCAUGAGCGCGACGGUGUGCAUAUCGGAGAGCGUCGGGAGAGACCUGCGGUGGCCGUGCAUGGCCAAGAGUUGAUAGUGGUUUCCCGACGCAAGGUACAACAUCGAGGACGUCCACGA